AUGACGCGUAUGGCCUUUGAUACUCGCACGCAAAAUGCGUGGAAAGAAUUGAUUGAAAAAGAAGCGAUGACACGCGUUUCAUGGCAUCGAACAUUCAAACCCAAUCCCAACGAUGAUGAAUGGUUCAAACGUGGAUUUUACACUCAAGCAACAGAAAAGCCUGUUAAUCGUUCUUUACCUUCCAUUGUCUUUCCACCACGACCUAAACCGCGUUAUGAUCCAAAUGACACAUUAGACGAAUUAGCGAAAAAACUUGAUUUAGAACACAAUCCAAAUGCAUUGAAAGAAAUGUAUCCAGCUGAUAAACAUCACAAAGAUGUUUUAUUUGAUGGAUUUUCCAAAGAAGAAAAAGGCCGUUAUAAAUAUUUAAAUCUUCGCAAAGUCAUUCCACCUGAAAAUAAAUAUCAAUAUCCAGUAUCAAAUACAAUGGAGUAUGGAUGGAAAUUAGGUGAAAGUGGUCAAGAAUUCAAAGCACCAACUCAUGCUCGAGGAAAAAUUGUCGAAGAAUCGUUUUAUCGUCGUAAUGGUGUUUUUUAA
Molecule: messenger RNA, 537 nt
Organism: Adineta ricciae
Lineage: Eukaryota; Metazoa; Rotifera; Eurotatoria; Adinetida; Adinetidae
Source: the annotation of a GenBank genome assembly